AUGAAGCCCUGGCAGCCCCUGGUCCUGGCGCUCCUGGCGCUGAGCGGCUGCCCGGCCGCCCCCAGGCCGCGCCUGCCCACCCUGGUGGUCUUCCCGGGAGACCUGCAGAACAACCUCACCGACCAGCAGCUGGCAGAGGAGUACCUGUUCCGCUACGGCUACACCCGCGUGGCGGAGAUGCGCAGGGACCAGCUGGGGUCGGCGCUGCGGCGUCUCCAGCACCGCCUGAGCCUGCCCGAGACGGGGGAGUUGGACGAGGCCACCCUGAGGGCCAUGCGGGCCCCUCGCUGUGGCGUCCCCGACGUGGGCCGGUUCCAGACGUUCCCGGGAGACCUCAAGUGGCAUCACCACAACAUCACGUACUGGAUCCAGAACUACUCGGAAGACCUGCCGCCAGCCGUGAUCGACGACGCCUUCGCCCGGGCCUUCGCCGUCUGGAGCGCGGUGACCCCGCUCAGCUUCACCCGCGUCUACGGUCCCGACGCCGACAUCAUCAUCCAGUUUGGGAUUAAGGAGCACGGAGACGGGUAUCCCUUCGACGGGAAGAACGGGCUCCUGGCACACGCCUUUCCUCCCGGCCCUGGCAUCCAGGGGGAUGCCCACUUCGAUGACGAGGAGUUGUGGACGCUGGGCAAAGGCGUCGUGGUCCCCACCCGCUUUGGAAACGCCGAUGGUGCCCCCUGCCACUUCCCCUUCACAUUCGAGGGUCACUCCUACACGUCUUGCACCACGGCGGGGCGCUCCGACGGCCACAGCUGGUGCAGUACCACCGCCGACUUCAACACGGACCGUCGGUUCGGCUUCUGCCCCAGUGAGAGACUCUACACAGAGUACGGCAACGGGGAGGGCAAGGCCUGCGUGUUCCCCUUCAUCUUCGAGGGCCAGAGCUACUCCUCCUGCACCACGGCCGGGCGCACCGACGGCCACCGCUGGUGUGCCACCACCGGCAACUACGACCAGGACCAGCUCUACGGCUUCUGCCCCCACAGAGCUGACGCCGUGGUGAGCGGGGGCAACUCGGCGGGGGAGAUGUGCGUCUUCCCCUUCACCUUCCUGGGCAAGGAGUACUCGGGCUGCACGCGGGAGGGCCGCACAGACGGCUUCCUCUGGUGUGCCACCACCCCGAACUUCGACGACGACAAGAAGUGGGGCUUCUGCCCCGACCAAGGGUACAGCCUGUUCCUGGUGGCCGCACACGAGUUCGGCCACGCACUGGGCUUGGAGCACUCAUCAGUGCCCGAAGCGCUCAUGUACCCCAUGUACAGCUUCACCGAAGACCCGCCCCUGCACGCGGACGACGUCCAGGGCAUCCAGCACCUCUACGGUGCUCGUCCUAAACCUGGACCCCAGCCCCCAGCUCCCAGCACACCCGAGCCCACUGCGCCCCCCACAGUUUGCCCCACGGGGCCCCCCACGGCCCUGCCCUCUGGGCUUCCCACCGCUGGCCCCACGGGCGCCCCCUCGGCAGGUCCCACGGGACCCCCCACUGCCGGCCCCUCGGCAGCCCCCACGGCGUCUCUGGGCCCCGAGGAGGACGUCUGCCAAGUGAACAUGUUCGAUGCCAUCUCGGAGAUUGGGGGGCACCUGCAUGUCUUCAAGGACGGGAGGUACUGGCGGCUGCCUGCGGGCGCCGGUGGACGGGUGGAGGGGCCCUUCCUCAUCAGGGACACGUGGCCCGCACUGCCCACCACGCUGGACUCCGCCUUUGAGGAUCCGCUCACCAAGAGGAUUUUCUUCUUCGCUGGGCGACAAGUGUGGGUGUACUCGGGCACGUCGGUGCUGGGCCCCCGGCGGCUGGACAAGCUGGGCUUGAGCCCUGAUGUGUCCCAGGUGACCGGGGCCCUGCGGCGCGGAGGGACCAAGGUCCUGCUCUUCAGCCAGGAGCGCUUCUGGAGGUUGGACUUGAAGUCUCAGAUGGUUGAUGCCCAGAGCGCCACCCCCGUGGACAAGCUGUUCCCCGGGGUGCCCUUGGACUCGCACGACGUCUUUCAGUAUCAAGGGAAAGCCUACUUCUGCCAGGAUCGCUUCUUCUGGAGGGUGAAUGAUGUGAACCAAGUGGACCUCGUGGGUUACGUGACCAUCGACCUCCUCCGGUGCCCCGAGAACUAG
This is a messenger RNA of Sorex araneus (European shrew), 2109 nucleotides long. RefSeq names its product matrix metallopeptidase 9 (gene MMP9). Gene Ontology annotation, biological process: collagen catabolic process; extracellular matrix organization; proteolysis. Gene Ontology annotation, cellular component: extracellular matrix. The transcript has 13 exons. Lineage: Eukaryota; Metazoa; Chordata; Mammalia; Eulipotyphla; Soricidae. Gene Ontology annotation, molecular function: metalloendopeptidase activity; zinc ion binding. The record is from RefSeq and is a predicted model, not a curated record. Bases 1 to 2109 code for a protein of 702 amino acids.